Molecule: messenger RNA, 629 nt
Organism: Saitoella complicata NRRL Y-17804
Lineage: Eukaryota; Fungi; Ascomycota; Saitoellomycetes; Saitoellales; Saitoellaceae
Exons: 2
Coding region: 11-322 (103 amino acids)
Source: RefSeq, a predicted model, not a curated record
CAGUAACGUCAUGUCAAGACCAAUCCCGCGCGGAAGGCUCCUUUUCGCAUCCGUCUCAGUUGUUAUCGUAGUCUGUGGAUCCGUCUAUGGAGCAAAUUUGAAGAUGGGUAACGAGGUACAACAGUUCAAGCAGGAGUACACCCAGCAGGACGCAGCGCAAAAGGCAGCACGUCUUUUGGAUUAUCGUCGUCAACUCACCCUAGAAAGAUCUAGGGUCGAGGAGGAUUUGCAGAAAGUUGAGCAACGCUUAGUUCAGGAAAGAAUCGUCGCGGAGAUGAAGGCUGCAGAACGAAGAGCAGAGCAGGCUGCUGAAAAAUCAUGAGACCUAUGACGGGUGGGGCAACAUAUAUGGCAGUCUUCGGAAGUUUCGUCAAGGUCUUCUGGAGGAGUACAGCCGGUUCGCCGCCGUCACGGCUGCGGCGUUCUGUGAUGCAGCGUAGUUUGUCUAGGAGUGGUUGCUGCAAAGACUCCGAAAGAUACCAGAUCUCGAAACAAGAGUGCGAGAUUCAGAAUGGUCCUCGAGGUAGCCAUCUGUCUUGAGAUCCAUUUUGGCGAUGGAGAGAAAGUCUAACCGGCUUGGACGUUAACAAUUGGUCUAUAACCAUUUCCUGAAUUAGGUACUGAGAAGC